AUGCGAGGCCGUUCUGGCCGCUGUCGAGCGCGUGCGCAUCUGCAGUCUUUGCUGGCUUUGCUCUGCUCUGCUCUGCUCUGCUGCCGACGGCUGAUGCGCGUGCGCGAACCAGCCAAAAAGAAGAAGAAGAAGAAGAGAGGCCACAAAUCGACUCCCGAUCUCGCCGAUGGCGCCGAUGUGGCGAGUCGCGUAAAUGGAUCGCGCACGCGCGUUUCGCACAAGACCAACACUUUGGCCAAAGAGGCUCAGUCGGCGCAAAGGGUGGAGGAGCUUCUUCCUCACCAUCCAAGCUCAACAUGCUCAGCUCAGCCUCGUUCGGCCGUCAUGUCGAUCCUGGCCAUCUCGGACGUCCCCUGGCUCUCCAAACGCAUCAAGGCAUGCUGUCGACGCGCCAAGCUGUUUAGCACGCACGAGCUCCUCCUCACACCCCCGCUCCACCUCCAACAGGCGCUGCGACUCGCCCCAGCCGACGUCGAGCUGCUGCUGCUCCAGGUGGCGACCGCGGCCAAAGCUUCGACAAUCUCUGUGCUCGAUGCGCUGAAUGGCAUUGCACCCCCACCGCUUGGCGACGACUUGUUCGGGGAGCACACGGAUGAUUCGAGCGAUUCGCACACCGACGACGAGCCGAUCGACGCGAGGCUCGUGCCGCCCACACAGGGAUACGAUGGCAACUUCCCCGGCGCACACCAGUUCGUAUACGACUCCGAAGACGACGACGACAGCAGCGCCGCGAUUGACAACGACGAUGUCGAACCCACGCGGCCACUCGAGCGCCAUCCCGACUGGCACGAUUCGGCGCCGGCACAGACUAGCGAUGCGCUUGUGCAUGGCCGCCCACGUCACGUCUACACCACCGGCUCGCCCGAACUCGACGCGCUGCUUUCGGGCGGUCUACGAUCCUCCCUCCUCACCGAGAUCGUGGGCGAGAGCGCAUCGGGCAAGACGCAGAUCGCCAUCCAGGCGUGCGCCUUUGCCGCGCUCGGACUGUCCCCACUCGCAUCCUCAAUCCCACCUCCGUCCCAGCAAAGUUUCGACGACGGCGUAGGUGUAUGCUACAUCACCUCGAGUGGCGAGCGAGCUGCACACAGCAUCGUGUCGCGUGCACUAGAGCUAGCCUCAUCCGCCAUUCGCCACCGCUUCCACCUACACCCGAAUGCGGACGAGGUGGAGCGCGCGGUGGAGCUUGGUCGCGCGCAACUUUUGCGCAACCUGCACGUGGCGUGCGUCGCGGACAUUGAGGCUCUCGACCACGUCUUGCGCUACCAGCUCCCCGCCCUCACCUCUCGCACCGACAUCGGCAUGGUAGUGGUGGACAAUCUACCCGCACUGUUUCAGGACGACCCUGUAGCGGGCGAUAUCGACUCGCUCGUCCACCGUUCUCGCUGGCUCGUCGACGUUGCCGAUGCACUCAAGCGCACCUCGGCGGCUGUGGUGGUGAUCAACCAUGUCAGUGACGCCUUUGGCAUCGACAAAGACCUCGCGCGUCGCUUCGUCUUUGAUUCGGCCUCGCGCACCAGCCGCCGCACUGACGUCGUGGCGGAUCAUCCAGCAGCCAUGGAGUACGCCGCACAGUCCGCCUACACUAGUGGACUGCUCGCCAGCGUUCCACCUACCCUAGCUGCAGCCAUGACCACCACCACCACCGACUCCGACUCUCCACUCUACACGCUCCAUCCACGCACGGCACAACUCGGACACACUUGGACCAACCUCAUCCACACUCGGCUCGUUCUUACCCGCACAAACGGUCGCGUCAAAGAUCCCAACGACGACAAGCGAUACACCCACGUACGCAAGGCCGCCGUCGUACUCAAUCCUGCCGGACCGUCCAUGUUCGACCUACCCGCAUCGCAGGCGCAUUUACGAUUCAUCGUCACCCCUGCCUCGGCCGUACACGCACUCGCACCCUACACGCUGCACGACUCGUAA
This is a messenger RNA of Moesziomyces antarcticus, 1929 nucleotides long. RefSeq names its product DNA repair and recombination protein radA. Gene Ontology annotation, biological process: DNA strand invasion; DNA repair; mitotic recombination. The record is from RefSeq and is a predicted model, not a curated record. The transcript is spliced from 2 exons. Lineage: Eukaryota; Fungi; Basidiomycota; Ustilaginomycetes; Ustilaginales; Ustilaginaceae. Gene Ontology annotation, molecular function: single-stranded DNA binding; DNA strand exchange activity; ATP binding. Bases 1 to 1929 code for a protein of 642 amino acids.